Molecule: messenger RNA, 3982 nt
Organism: Zingiber officinale
Lineage: Eukaryota; Viridiplantae; Streptophyta; Magnoliopsida; Zingiberales; Zingiberaceae
Product: cation/calcium exchanger 1-like
Exons: 2
Coding region: 197-1864 (555 amino acids)
Biological process (GO): transmembrane transport; monoatomic cation transport
Cellular component (GO): membrane
Molecular function (GO): monoatomic cation transmembrane transporter activity
Source: RefSeq, a predicted model, not a curated record
UUCUUGAGAAUGGAAUAGUAUUCCUUUACCACUCUGUCUUUAAUGUGGUUCAUACUUUUCUAGCAGGAAGCAGCAUCCUGUUCCCAACAAGUUUAGCGUGAGAUAUGUUAAUUCUUCAAUUUGUUCGUCUUUGUCUUAAUCUGAAGGCAUGAACUUCUUAAGGCAGUGUGUUCUGCUCAAGUUAGUCCAUAGUUGAAUGGCGAUCCCUGUCCUUCUUCAACUCUUCUUCAAUUCAUCUUUUGUGGCUCUAAUUCUUUUCUACUUUUCAUCUAAUCCAUUUCUUCAAGAAUUCACAAAGCUUCUGAUCCUCAGAGGGCGGGCAGUUCCAAUCCAACCUCAUCAUGAUCUCUCCAGUAAGAGUAACCUUUGCUAUGAUCGACUUCACGGAGCCAAGAAGUCACUUUUGAUUGAUCUCGAGUCUAACGUCUCCCCCCAAGGCUACAUCAACUACAUCUACAUCUUCUACUGUGCCCUUGGCGAGCAUCCACUCCUCGGUUAUGUUCUCCUAAUUCUAUGGCUUAUUGUUCUCUUCUACCUUCUCGCGGACACAUCGGCAAACUAUUUCUGCACAAACUUGGAAGGUUUAUCAGUGCUAUUGAAACUCCCUCCGACUAUUGCCGGAGUGACUCUUCUUUCUUUCGGAAACGGAGCUCCCGAUGCCUUUUCGAGCAUCGUCUCGUUCAUGUGCAGUGGCUCUGGCGUCCUAGGCCUCAACAGUGUUAUAGGGGGUGCUUUCUUUGUGUCCUGUGUGGUUGUUGGAAUCAUAAGCAUCUGUGUUGGGAACUCUUGUAGCACCACUAUCAACUGGUCGUGCUUCAUAAGAGACCUUGUGUUCUUCCUAUUUGUGCUCCUAGUGCUGCUGGUGAUUUUAGUUGUAGGAAAGAUCAACUUUUGGGUUGACACGGCUUUCACUUCCUUGUAUCUCAUCUACGUGUUUUUAGUAGCCGUGGAACACUUGUUCGGAAACAAUGAUUCAUCAGCAGACACAACAACUGAUCAGGAAGCUCCUCUCUUGGAAAUCAGAUCAAGCAGUGAAUCAGAUGCCACGAAGAGCAACAGUUUCUCCUUCCACAACGUAGUGCAGUGCUUGGAGCUGCCUCUGUCUCUGCCAAGAAGAUUGACCAUUCCUGAUAUAAGCGAGGAGAGCUGGUCCAGACCAAGAGCUGUAGCACAAGUGACACUGGCACCAGUCUUCUCAGCAACUCUACUCAAUUCCAAGAGGAAGAAUGCUGGGUCUAAAGAGAGCUUGAUAGUUUACAUCAUCGGUCCAGUCACUGGCCUUGUGCUGGGCGUUCUGGCUUUUGUAAAAACGAAGGACAGGCCCCCUUCCAGGUUUCAGCUUCCAUGGCUUGCUGGGGGUUUCCUGAUGAGCGUGAUUUGGACCUAUCUCAUCGCACAGGAGUUGGUCUCUCUCUUGGUCUCGCUAGGGACUGUGCUAGAGAUAAGCCCCUCCAUUUUGGGGAUUACAGUCCUGGCCUGGGGCAACUCAGUGACCGACCUGAUUGCAUGCAUGGCAGUGGCAGUCCGUGGCAGGGCGGGAGGGAUUCAAAUGGCCGUCACUGGCUGCUACGGCGGGCCUAUCUUCGACGUCUCGGUAGGCCUGGGGCUCUCCUUUGUUUUCUCUUCGUGGAGUGCGUACCCUUCAGCAGUGAACAUCUCAAGGGACCUUGCUCUGUUUCAGACGAUGGGGUUUAUGGUCGGAGGUCUCCUGUGGGCCUUGGUCAUGUUGCCAAGGAGAGGCAUGAGGUUUGACAGGGUCUUGGGGAUUGGCCUGCUGUCUAUCUACCUCUGUUCCUUGUCUCUUAGAAUUGUUCAGUACCUUAGAUCGCUUCAACAGAGGGGGACUUGUGAGUCUUGUUUGUAAAUUGUAAUCAGUAUGAAAUAUUUAUUACAAUCACAAUGAAGAACGCUAAAAAUUUGGCAAAGAACAUUCAAUUGGGGAACUUGUGAGUCUUGUUUGUAAUCAGUAUGAAAUAUUUAUUACAAUCACAAGGAAGAACGCUAAAAAUUUGGCAAAGAACAUUCAAUUGUUCUCUUGAGGGCAGGCUGGCACAAUCUUGGAAACGCAUCUGAUCCGGUUCAGUCGAAUCAGACGGGAAGAAAACCAACGAAUCCGAGCCGGUCUGGUCUAGAGAACCAGUUCGGACCGGGUGUGUCGAUAUCAGAGCGCUCUAUGUAUCGUAGCGUUGUCAACGGUUGCAUCGAAGAAAGCGGCGGCGGCGAAGAACCGUCGAGUCCAUGGCAGGAGACCUGACAGGGGGGAGACGAGAGGAGCAGCUCCGACGAUUCUACUCAGCCUCCUCCGGUUGGUCGGUUAUGAUUUGACAUGUUAGAUACUCGAGAAAUGCGGAUUUGCUCGAAUUAGAACGGAGAAUUUGUUAUCGUUUUUGAAGUGAUAGGGAAUCACCGUUGAUGUUCUAUCUUCUCUAGGGAAAUUGAUUUGUAGAUUCAACGCUUCGAUUUCGCAGACUUUGAAAUCUAUAUUUUCCCCUCGGAUGAGCAGUUCGAUCAGAUCGGAAUAACAACUCUUUGAGUUUUUUUUUUCUGAUAAUCCGUAUCCAAUUGUUCCAAAUCGACUAAGGAUCGAUCCCACAGCUCAUUGCCUCGGGGCCAACUCUUUGUUUUUCUUUAUUCUAUAUGGAUGGUAGCAUUGUCUUUGCGUAGGCUACAUAAUUAAUGCCUGCAAUCUCUCUCUAUUUCCAUGUCUUUCUUUUCCUCUGGGGAUAGUUUCUUGAGGUUUAUUGCGGGAGCUAGGGUAAAUUUCGGCGAUUUGCUGCUGGAACUGCGGCUGGAUAUGCUUUGCUUGUAAUUAAUAGUAAGUUGGAUGCUGGGGAUGCCCCGGCCUUGCUCAUUGAGGCUAAGAAGAAGGGGAAGAACCUGUGGUCUUGGGCCCUAAUGUUGUCCUUGUUAACUAUGGCAAAGACUGGAAGUUACAGACUGUUACUGCUGAAGGACAUGAGGUAAUUGGAGAGCAUCGGCGAUCAAAGUUAUUUCCUGACAUCAUGGUAUUUCAGCUGUCUUCAUAAAAUAAUUGCCAAUAUAAUUUUGAUCGAAGACGAGUAAAUCUCUCAAAACUAUUUGACCAAAGAGAUCAGGAAAAACUAUAUCCUGGCAGAUAAGGUACAAGUAGAAGGCAGUAGUACCUGAUAGCAUAUCAAUUACUUCUACAGAGCAAGCUACCUUUGAAAAAAAUGGAUGCUUUCCUCUUAGGUAAUUUUUACUGUAGGUGCGAGAGAAGUAAGUUUCAUCCUUCAACCUUGUCCGAUGAAACAGAGUCAGCUCCCAACUACCACAACAUUUCUCCUCCCUGUUUCUUUCUGAGCACCACCACAAUAAUUGCAUACUAGUCCUUUUAGCAUAGAAAAUGAAUUGGAAGCACUGAAAGGUUUUCCAAGAAGACUUGAAAGAGUUCAUUCGUGAUGUCUUGGUUUUAGAUGGAACCCAAAACAGAGGCAAGUUUCAUGCCUCGCCCAAGGCAGUUUGUUUAAUCAAGGUUAACCUUUUCCCGCAUGAAACAAAGUUAGGGUUCUAUAUUCUAUUUCCAUUAUGAACUCUAGGUGCUUUUCUCCACAAUAGAGCUUGCAGUAAUCCAACAUGAUGCGCUGUCAGCUCCAAAUUGGUAUCUCGUGGCAUUUCUAUAGUUUAUGAUCAGGAGGUUUAACGGUUGUAUUUCUUACGGUGUUGAAAUAUUUGAGAAAAAUGUUAAAGUGUGCAGUAGUGGUAUGAUUUAGUUUUUGAGUAUCAAAAAGCUAUUUUAUGAAUAUUUGUAAGCAUGUUAUGUUGAAGAAUUUGUUGUUUUUCUUUUAAAGUUUGACCUUCAAAGAGGUUUUCUUUUCCAAUGUUUGUAAUCAUGCUUGUUGAACAAUAUGUUGUUAUUUCUUCUAAACUUGGAGUAUUAAGUUAUUUUCUGAAUAUUUGUAAUCAUGCUACGUUGAACAAUAUAUAGCCGUGGACAAAUCAACUGGGGCAUUGCAUAUGAAAG